Molecule: messenger RNA, 453 nt
Organism: Dibothriocephalus latus
Lineage: Eukaryota; Metazoa; Platyhelminthes; Cestoda; Diphyllobothriidea; Diphyllobothriidae
Source: the annotation of a GenBank genome assembly
AUGAUGUCGGCUUCCUUGCACAUCAGUAUUACAGCCUUACUUUAUCGAUCUCCUGUAGUGGAAGACUCCGAGCUGGACGGUCCCUGUCCAGAUCUGGCGGCUGCACGUUGGUGGCUGCGUGUCAUUGAAGUGGCCGGUAAAUGGUACUCUCAGAAUCCUCCCCUCACUACAACCACCGCCCUUUGCAAGACCGCCGCGAAGGACAGCACAGCCCUCUGCCUCUCAAGACGGAAUGAACUCUCUCCUAGUCUGGAUGUCAGUCACCAGGAGAAGGCCCUAUUUGCCCUUUGGAUCUCUGUCCGUCAGGCUUGUGACAUGGCCCUGUCCCCAGACUCCCUGCUAACUGCUGGGCGAUUCAGCGAAACACCGCUGGCUAAGGUGAGCCAUCCAAUCCCUUUUUUCACCAUGCCCAUUCUAUGUCGUUUUGCCCGAUCACAUUCCCAGUCGAUUUGA